Lingula anatina is the source of this 2579-nucleotide messenger RNA. Its product is annotated as mannose-6-phosphate isomerase. Gene Ontology annotation, biological process: GDP-mannose biosynthetic process; carbohydrate metabolic process. Gene Ontology annotation, molecular function: zinc ion binding; mannose-6-phosphate isomerase activity. The record is from RefSeq and is a predicted model, not a curated record. NCBI's taxonomy places the organism in Eukaryota, Metazoa, Brachiopoda, Lingulata, Lingulida, Lingulidae. Gene Ontology annotation, cellular component: cytosol.
CUUCCGGCGCCAUGUCAAACCCAAAAGUAUUCCCACUGAAAUGUCCAGUGCAGACCUACCACUGGGGUAAAGUGGGAAAGGACAGUGAGGUAGCCAAACUGUCCCUCAGUGGAAACUCAGACUUCAAAUUAGAUGAUAAGACUACAUAUGCUGAGCUAUGGAUGGGCACACACCACAAGGGGCCAUGCAUUCUAAACAGACCCAAAAUGGAUAACACCACACUGGCACAGUGGGUGGCAAAGAACCAGGAUGACCUAGGAUCCAAGGUCAAGGACAAAUUUCAAGGUCAACUUCCAUAUCUCUUCAAAGUCCUCUCAGUGAACAUGUCCUUAUCAAUACAGGCACAUCCAAACAAGUCCCAUGCUGAGCAGCUCCACAAAGACCACCCAGACAGAUAUCCUGAUCCCAACCACAAGCCAGAGAUAGCAAUAGCCCUAACUCCCUUCCAAGGCAUGUGUGGUUUUAGGCCCAUAGAGGAGUUGGUUAAGUUUUUAAAAGCAAUCCCAGAGCUCCAGUCAGUGAUAGGCUUGGAGAACGCACAGGGAGUUAUCUCGGCCUUGUCUGGGAAAGCACAACAGGCUGCUCUGAAACAGGCAUUCACUGCGCUGAUGUCAUGUGACCCCAAGAUCGUAGAGACAAACUUACAGGCACUUAUUAGCAAGGUUCAGGAGAGAGUUGCUGCCAAAGAAGAUGUGAGUGAUGUGGAAGGAGAACUGUUGUUACGUCUGAACCAGGAGUUUCCAGGAGACGUGGGCUGUUUCUGUAUCUACUUCCUCAACAUUAUGAAUCUACAGCCUGGGGAGUCCAUGUUCCUGGAAGCUAACCUGCCCCAUGCUUACCUCAAAGGAGAUUGUAUUGAAUGUAUGGCAUGCUCAGACAAUGUAGUACGGGCUGGGCUUACCCCAAAGUUUAAAGAUGUUCCUACACUGUGCGACAUGCUCAUCUAUGAACCAAAGUCUGCCAAAGAAAACCUGUUUGACAGCAUUAAGGAUAGUAAAGACAGCAACAUCACACACUACCAACCAAACAUCCCCGAUUUUGCUGUGGAUAAAUAUGAGCUCUCCCAAGAUAUCAAAGAGUACACCAUUCCAAGUAUGGAUAGCGCCAGCAUUGUCCUGGUCAUAAAGGGAGAGGCAGAGGGAAAGAACCAAACUCUAGGAGACGAGGCCUUACAGCUACAGAGGGGAACUGUGCUGUUCAUAGCAGCCAACCAAGAGGUGCAGCUUACUCUGAAAGGAUCAGAUAUACUCAUGUUCAGGGCAUAUUGUGGCAUAUAGAAUGUUUUGAUAGUGUAUAUUUUAGUAUAUAUUUUAAUAUAUUUGUGGUAGCCUAUAGGAAUUGUUACCCACUGGGAUAUUGGCUUGAAGGUGUGUUUAGAUAUAACUUAGACUGAAACUUACAUGGGAGAAUUGUCAGGUGUGUUCAGAUUUAACUUAGACUGGAACUGGUUCAGGUCAAAAACGAGUGAUAAGACAGGCAGAUUGCUUAACCAGUGAUGAACCUGUAUGGGACACAGUGGUCACCUUUUAAUCUGUAAAAUAAAAUUACCUGAUCAGUUAAGUAAAAUCAUUUGUUGGUAAAAAUAUUAUAAAACUGCACUAAACAAAAACCAUGGAAAUUUUUCUUAUAACAUUUGCAUUUAGUUCAUGCUCAAAAUUUUUUGAUAUAGCUGUAUUUCUCUGGUCAUCUCUCUCUCUGCAUUGAUGCCCACCAGCCAGUAAAAUGUCAGGCUUAAGCUCAAUAAUUUACUAAAAAAUCUAGUGACAUUUUCUAGUCCUAAACUGGUUCUCAGUUUUGUCUAAGUGCGUCUACUAUGGCAUUUCACAUUUUUUUUCUCCCUGCCCCACUGGUUGGGGUGUAUACCAAAAGGGAAGUUUAUUGAACAAAUACUGUUCCAAAAUGAGGAGAACUAGGGUUAUACCAGAAUGGAAAUAUAGAAUAGGUGUUUGUUUGUUUUUAAAUGUGUGUAGGAUGUGAGUUUUAUUAGAUUAAAAUAGAUCUUAAAGAAGGGAGUAAAAUAGAUCUUAAAGAAGGGAGUGUUUGAGUGUUGAUAAAUAUCAGAGGGCCUUCUUUCUGGCCAAGUUCCCAUAGUUACAAAAGUAGUGCUUUUCUGCAUUGAAGAAUAGGAUACAGGAUAGGAUAUUUCACCUUCUUUGAAACUGUGAUAUUUGCGAUAAUGCAUGACAGAAAAUAAAAUCAUGUAUUUCAAGUGGGCAACCCAGGUUGAUAUCCAAUUUUGAGCACAAGCAAUAAUCUCUGGCAGACACUUGAACAUCAGCAUUUUCUAAGUCAACUUACUGUGAUCUUGUUACUUACACAAUCAAGGUGAAUGGAGAUGCAGACAUAAUUUCCAGUUGUAAGAUGUAAGACAAUAGUGCGAAAAAUGGCUCAGUGGCCUUGCAACUAGGGUUCUGUGGGCUGCUAAAGGUGGAAAUUGCCAAGAAAAAAAGAUCAGGUUUCUCAUUAAAUUACUGGGAAAAAUCAUGUCUGGAGUUGUGAUAUUAUAUUUUUGUGGUAACAUUUAAUUCAACAGACAUCACUUAUUGGGGCAGAAUUGUGUCAGUGUUAUGGUUAACAAA